UACAAUUUUAAGGUUAUAAUUUCGCAAUCACACGAAAUGUUAUGCAGGAAAUUCAGACAAAUAUUUUACAAUAAGUCUAAUUGGAACGAUAAUUUGCAACACUUCUUAAUCUCCACACGUUUCUCUAAGAAAUGCGUGUCCGUAGACGGCAUUUGGGCUUUGUACAGGGGUGAUAUCAAGAGUAUGUCGUCUUUGAGGGUUGGGUGGAAAGAUUUGAGUAUUAUGAGGUUGCUUAGUGCUUGGAGACGGAGUUAUUUCGUCAGCACAGUCGUGAGGAGAUGCCGGAGAGACCGAGGAGUGAGGGAAGUCAUCCAGAGGUUCAGGCAUACGUUAUUACGACCGAGACAAACAUUGCUUCUGUCAGCUACAGCCGCAUACAAGAGUAAUAGCGGUGAGGGAGAUAGCCCUCCUAGCUGUGAAAAGAACAUAACAGAUGAAGAGCUCCAGGAGCUCCUGAAAGAACUGGAGAGUGUAAAUGACUUGUCAAAGAAGACACUCUUCUGCACGAGUUGCGGGAGACGGCUGGUCAUCGACAAGAAGCAGUCUGGAGUCACCUACUGCAGUUGCAAGGAACCCAAGUCGGCGGAAGAUGAGGACGGGUGGAUACCUUUCAUGGAGGCUGAUGACGUGAUAGUUUGGAGGAAACUCUAUAAGGCCGGCCAGCCAUACUAUGCUUACAAAGUAUACGGCAGGUACAAAGAGCUUCGCGCCCAGGACUUCGCCGCCGUGCAAGUGGACGGCGCCUACCGCCGCGUGUGGGACUCCGCAGUCGCCUCGCUCAGCGUGGUGGAGAGGCAGGCUAACGGCGUGGAAGACCAGACCGUAUUGCAUUGGGAAGUGCUGUGGCCUCGCCUGUUCGCGAACCGCGAUUACGUGUACAUACGCCGUCACAAAGAGUUCGACACGGAACGAGAACAGCAGCCGCCGGCCGCCGCCCGCCCCGAGCGACCCACUGUACAUUCAAACGCGAAGCGGAAAGCUUUGGAGGACGACGGCCGGGCGAUGAUGGAGAGCGGCCCGGGUAAUGAUAAAGUGUACAUAAUAGCGUCGAGGUCGUGCGAGCACACCAAGGUGCCGCAUUCGAAGCACGCCAUAAGAGUGGCCGAUUUCUGGAGUCACAUGGUCAUCAAAACCUUGGACGGGGUGGACAAGCCGGGAAUGGAAUUCGUGCUGACGUACUACGAGGAGCCGGCCGUGGGGGGGCUGCCGAGCGGCGUGGCGACCUGGGCCACGGGCAGGGCCGCGCCCGCCUUCCUCGGCAGGCAGCGCCGCGCGGCAGCCGAGUAUAGGGCCUGGAGGGCGCACAGGACUCACCAGGACCUCCCCGACUACAUAGCGUUCGGACCGGAAACGGAAGCGAGCCUAGACAGAGACGCGAAGGCCGCCAUUAGGGAGCAAGAUAUGGAGUCAUCAAAACAAGGCCCUGACUUGGAGUCGGACAUGAAGACGCACGAGAAAGGCACGCAGACGGACACGGUCAUCGCUAUUGUAGAGGCGCAGGAACAAAUUACCACCGAAACGGUAUCCAAAGACGGGGAAUUAGUCACAGUAAAAUCAGAAUCUGACAAAAACAAGCAUAAGCCAGUAGUUUUAGAAAAGUGCAACGAACAAAUCAAUGAUAAAGCUAAAACGGACAGCGAUAGUACCAAAAAUCGAAAUACACAGAAUAGCGAACAAAAAGCAACUAAUGGCCGGCAGGAAAUUAAAAAUGGCGAGCACGAAACGGGGAAUGGCCGACAAGAAACAAAAAAUGGCGAACGGGAAACCGUUAGUGGCGGACUCGAAUCGUGUAAAAGCGUUAGUGGAACUGAAAUAGUGACACAAAAAAGCGGUAAAAAUAAAAAUGGCGAGAAGGAAAAGGCUGAUGGCAGGCAGGAAAUACAAGAUGGCGACAGUAAGAAGGAGGAGAGGGCGCCUGAGGAGGAAAGCAGUGGAAAUAGCAGUUGGUGGCGAUUGUUUGAAAUGUUUUCGACGUAAUAGAUUAUUAUUUGACAAUAACAAGACACAAGAUUACUACAAGAUAAUAUGUAAUGAAUUGCCAAAAACGGAUGGAUGGAUUAAAAAGAAUUCUACUUUUGUUUCACCCGAACCGUAUCUUGCAAACUGAAUAUUGUAUAGACAUAUUGUACCUAUUGUCAUCGGCCAUAGACCUUGGAACAAAGUUUUUUUUUCUUAAUAAAUUAAAUUGUUUUCUCAUAAAUUGAAAUUGAUCCAAGAUAAGUUCAGAUUCUAAAACGCAUUUUAACGUAAAUAUAAAAUAUUGUAUCAAGACAGCACAGAAUUAUCAGUAAAAAAAUACUAAAAAACAGAGUAAUUUGCGAAAUAAUUUGUUUAAAAAAAAAUUACGGCUAAAUUAAAAAAAAAACGUUUUUGCUAAUAGUGUUAUUAGAAGCUCAGCAGUUCAGCAGUUGCAGUUCAGAUUUAAAUGCAAAGAAAAAUAUACUUUAAACGUAUUGAAAUAAAACAUAAACUGUUUUAAAAACAGUAUAAGUAUAGAUACAAUUUAAAUUUUCGCGUCUGUAAAAUAAAAAUAAAAACUGUAAACUAAUUGAAUAAACUUAAUUUAAAUACAUUAAAAAUUUACUACAUUACUAUGUAUAUUCAAACUAAAAAAGAAAAACGGGUUAUUUUUUAAAUUUUAUUUAUUUAUUGAGAAAUUAUUUUGCAAUAACACAUAAUACCAGUGAGAAAAAUACAAAAAAAAUAUAACGUCAUCAAUUUUAGUCUUAAAAUAAUAUACUAUACCAAAGUUAAUCUAUUUGUCAGACAAAAUAUGCGGGCAGCUGAACAUGGCCUAGUCUUUUCGAAACUACUGGCUCCGUCUACCCCGUAAAGGAUAAAUACGGCAUUAUGUGUAUGUAGAUAGUAUAAAAAUUAAUAUUUGAAGCGAACAGCUUUUAAUAUGACCCGUGGGCAGUUAAGAAAGAAAGAAAAAUCUUUAAUUGGCGCAAGAUGUAACAUUACAUUAAGUGUGUUCUUUUUUUCAUUCAUUACAUUAACGCGCACAUGUCUUUCUUAUUAUUUUAUUUUUUUAUUUUAUCAGCUAUGUAUAUCCAGUGCAAAAAAAAGGCUUGCAAAAUCCAUUGUCUGCGGCUUUGUUCGCCAUAAAAGUUAACUGAAAAAUGUUGACCUAGAUUUCCCCCUUUAAAUUGGGGCGAAAUUUUUGUUUUUCGUGUAUUUUACAAAGCAAGGUAAAAUAUUAUACUAUAGUUUUCUUGUAAUUAACUUCCAUUAUUUUCUUGUAAUUAACUUCCGUUAUGAAAACAGGCUUUUAUUAAAUAAAAUAAAAAAUAAGUUUAUUCUCGCCAUUAUAUGUAACCAUAGUUAUAAAUCGUCAAUUUAAAAAUAUAUUACCUACAUCCUUUUUAAAAGAGCAUCAAAUAUACAACAAAAAUAUACCUCAUUUAAAAUUAUUAGAUUAAAUUGUAGAUAUAAUGUUAGCAUAUGGUAAACUAGUCUAAAUUGAAUGAUCGUAUGAAUUAUUAAAAUAUUGUUCUCAAUUUUUUUUUAUUACUUACGUCAUGUGCUGUCAUCUCACACUUCCAAUGGUAAAUGAACGCACAAUUUUAUACUCGAAAUAUUCCUACGCAAAGUCAAUAUAUUAAAUUAUUUCGUGUCCAACUAUUGAUUAGUUAUUAGCUUAUUUUUCUAUCAAAAAUAUAUUAAUUUAAAAUAAAACCAACUCGGAACUAUAGUUUUCACUGUACAGUGUAUUAAACAUCUUAAUCUUAUUUGUCAUGUUAUUAAUAAAAUCGGGCCCAGUAAGUAGUAUCUAGUUUAUAUACGAGAAUGUUAGGUUUGCACAAACCUUUGUUGGCUAAAAAGAUUCACCAAGUAUCAAACGAAGUACGUAUUUGACAUAAAAAAAUAUGAAACACAUCUUGAUUACUUAUAUUCUUAAAAUAUUUGUGCAGACCGUUAUUAUAAAUAUUCUUUGAAAUGUUUGAUUUUAUUUCUUAUAGCAGAGCUUUUAAGUUCAGAUUUGAUAGAAACAUUAUGUCAUAUAACGAGUGACUUUUUGAACAGUGUCCAAAUUUUCUAUGGCUAAGGUUACGUAAAUUGAUUUGAAUUUUUUUUUUAAACUUUAUUGCACUAAACGAAGCCUUUCCUUACCUUCCAGUCAAUUGACCAAGCAGUGAUAGAACAGUGGUGGCAAUACUCGUCCCACACAAAUACUACUAAUAUUAUAAAUGCGAAAGUUUGUGAGUAUGUCAGGAUGUCAGUAUGGAUGUUUGUUACUCUUUCACGUAAAAACUACUGAACUGAUUACAAUGAAAUUUGGUAUGUGGGUAGCUGAAGAUCCAGAAUAACACAUUGGCUACUUUUUAUCCCAGAGUUCCCGCGGGAUUGAAAGGGUUUCCGUUUCCAUGCGGAUGAAGUCGCGGGCGGCCUCUAACAUGCGUGUUUCAUAAAAUUAAUUAUAUUAUAUUAUAUCGAAAGCCGAAAUAUCAAGUUUUUAAUUUAACUCUAGUGAUUGCCCUCUGCUCUGUUUGCAUAUUGCUGUCAUUUUGUAAGUCCCAAUGAAACCUUUCCGAUAUGAAAGCCAGUCUAUAUGUAUACUUCUUAGAUUGGUCCAGAUGGACAUAAAAUUGAGAUUCUUCUUUGAGGCGAUGGACUAGCAACCCGUUACUAUUUCUGAGUCCUAAUUCCAUCGUUAAGUCAAACGUGACCAACUUUAUGACUCGUAUUCAUAAAGACCGUGUGUGUGUGAGUUUGAAAGUAAAACAAAUAUGUACUAGUUAUGAUGAGAAUUGCUGAAAUUUGGAUACUGUCUGUAAAGUCACCCUCCAAGGGAUUUAUCAAGAUGGCUUCUCGGCGCGAGAUUUCACACUUCGCGCCAUUUCGGCAGGCGCCUCUGAAACGCUCAAAGUCGCUAACUUCAAAGACGUGGCGUGACUCGUGACAUCAUCACUCCAAGGUUGGUGGCAAUUUGUAGCCUCAUAUCUCCGGGUGGUUUGCGAGCCGCGUCACUCCCUUUGGUCUCAUGUUCAUAAUGUUAUUUUGUUCCUAUAAAUACAUAUUUGGAUUUUGCAUAGGACUUUGCAGUUAUUUAGAUCUCUAUUAUUUUUGCGGCGAAAUCCAAGGAUUAUUUUUGUAUUGAUCUUGGCUCUUGUAUUGUUACAAUUAUGGCUUUUGUGUCAAACGACCCCUCGCACUAGUGGACUCGGCGCGGCGCGACUCGUGAAAUCUUGCCCCGUGUGAAACCAGCUUUAGACGCGACUUGACUAAACAUUUUUUUUAUAUCUUUAUUUACCGGUUCGUGGCGUCUUAACUUUUUAAAUGUGCCACGACCGAUCUAUAUAAAAAAAAAUGAUUUAUAUAUCUAUGUUUAUAACACUUUUGUGCAAUGCAAGAAAUAAUGCAUUUUAUGUAAUUAUGUAUAGGUUAUUGAAAUUGUAAAACUUGUAUAUUUAAUA
Molecule: messenger RNA, 5417 nt
Organism: Amyelois transitella
Lineage: Eukaryota; Metazoa; Arthropoda; Insecta; Lepidoptera; Pyralidae
Exons: 11
Coding region: 37-1977 (646 amino acids)
Molecular function (GO): lipid binding
Source: RefSeq, a predicted model, not a curated record